AUGGUUACACCAAAUACGACGAAUUCGAAAGGUUUGUUCCGAAUAGGUCGUCUUGUUAGCUCAGCGAAAGCCCAGGAUGAAAUAGCAGCUGAGCAAGACAAAAAGAUGAAAGAAAGAGAACAACUUAUAGAAGAACAGAAGCAAUUUAUUGAAUAUGAAAUUCAACGAAAUGAAGAAAAGAUUAAAUCCGAUACCAAACAACAUGAGGCAAGAAUUGUUCAACUGCACAACUCAUUAAAUAAGUUUGCAGCUUUGGAAGAUCUUAUGUUGGAUGAAGAGUUACAAGCAAGACAUUUGAGAGAGUGGAAUUUAUAUAUAAAAGAAGAUAGACUUCCAAAUCCGCCAAUUGUUCCCGAAAUGAAUACUUAUCUGCAUAAAUGGCACAUUAAUUUUGAUUCAUAUGAGAUGAAAAAUAUUCCAGAGAGAACAGAUGAAGUUUUGUCGUUGUUACAUAUUCUGGAAGAAUUCAUUGACUACCCAUUAGAAGCAAAUACUAGAUUAAGAGAAAACUGGAAAGAG
Molecule: messenger RNA, 519 nt
Organism: Gryllus bimaculatus (two-spotted cricket)
Lineage: Eukaryota; Metazoa; Arthropoda; Insecta; Orthoptera; Gryllidae
Source: the annotation of a GenBank genome assembly